Anguilla anguilla (European eel) is the source of this 3342-nucleotide messenger RNA. RefSeq names its product IgGFc-binding protein-like. Bases 503 to 3196 code for a protein of 897 amino acids. The transcript is spliced from 10 exons. Lineage: Eukaryota; Metazoa; Chordata; Actinopteri; Anguilliformes; Anguillidae. The record is from RefSeq and is a predicted model, not a curated record. Gene Ontology annotation, molecular function: protein binding.
UGGGGAGAGCUGCAUCCUGGCCGAGCAGUGUGGCUGUUAUGACAACGGACGCAGCUACAAGCCAGCGGAAGUGGUGUACGAUGACGACUGCAAGCAGGUGUGCACGUGUGAUGCCGUUAAAGGCCUGAGCUGCCAGGCCCACACUUGUCCCAGUGGAACCGAGUGCCUUGUCAGGAAGGGGGUCAGGGCGUGCUUCAAUACAGAUCCUUGCAAGGACGCCAAGUGCCGUGUGAAAGAGACGUGCCAGGUAGAGAAGGGCGAAGCUGUGUGUGUACCCCAAUACACCGGCACCUGCUGGGCCUGGGGUGACCCCCACUACCACACCUUCGACGGGUUCAACUAUAACUUCCAGGGCACCUGCAAGUACACUAUCUCCAAGACCUGUGGUGACGUGGCGGGCCUGGUGCCCUUCUCCAUAGAGGAGAGGAAUGACAACCGUGGCAGCACCGCCGUCUCCUUCGUCAGGGAGGUGGACGUGACUGUGUACGGCUACACUUUCACCAUGAUCAAGUAUCAAUGGGGCCGAAUCAUGGUAAAUAACGAGGUACAGAACCUCCCCGUGGAAAUGGGAUCGAAUCUGGUGACGGUGAUCUACUCCAAUAACAUGGCGGUGCUGCAGACGAACUUCGGCCUGCGCGUUUCCUAUGACUGGAACUCCAGGCUGCUCAUCCAGCUUCCCAGCAGUUACUAUGGCAGCGUGUGUGGGCUGUGCGGCGACUUCAAUGGCAAUUCCAAGGACGAGCUCCGCAACCCCGCCGGGAAAGCCGUCCCCUCCAUCCUCGACUGGACCAAGAGCUGGAGGGUGCCGGACCCCCAGGACCCCAACUGCUCUGACGACUGUCAGGAGGGCUGCCCCACCUGCGAUGGUAAACUCAGGAAGCAGUACGAGACGGAGGACUACUGCGGGGCCCUCACCAAGGCGGACAGCGUCUUCCAGCAGUGCCACGACAAGGUGGACCCAAAGGCCUUCAUGGAGAAUUGCGCCUAUGACAUGUGCCUCCUCAAGGGCGACAAGCAGAUGCUGUGCCAGGCACUCACCUCUUACAGCGAGAUGUGCCUGAAGGAGGGCAUCGUCCUGAAGGGCUGGAGGAACAAGUUUGGCUGCCCUAUGAGUUGCCAGCCCCACAGUCAUUACGAGGCCUGUGCCAGCCCCUGCCCCUUAACCUGCCCGAUCACGGAGCAGGACAGUCCGGUCUGCUUGGCGGUAUGCUCUGAGGGCUGUGUGUGCGACAAAGGCUACGCCCUGAGCGCUGGCAAGUGCGUGCCAGCCAAGGAGUGCGGCUGCUCCUACCAAGGGCGCUACUAUGAACCCGGUCAGAGCUUCUGGGGCGAUGAGGGCUGCCAACAGCUGUGCAUGUGUGACCAGGACCUGGGCAUGGUGGUGUGCCGCCAGGCGGGCUGCAAGGCCACCGAACGCUGCACAGUGGAGGACGGAGUUCGCGCCUGCCGCCCACUCAGCUACUCCACCUGCGUUGCCUCCGGAGAUCCCCAUUACCGCACCUUCGAUGGCCGACGCUUCAACUUCCAGGGCACCUGCGUCUACCAGCUGGUGGCGCUGUGCUCCAAAGACCCAAGCCUCACAGCCUUUGAGGUGACGGUGCAGAACGACCACCGGAAGAGCGAGGCAGUAUCCUUCACCAAGGUGGUGACGGUGCAGGUGUACGGCAUUACCAUCACGAUCAGCAGGGAUUACCGUUUCCAGAUCAUGGUGGAUGGCCAGUUCACCUCCAUGCCAUUCCAGUAUGAAGACAAGUUGGUGGUGUUCCGCAGCUGCCGGACAGCUGUGGUGGAGACGGCGUUCGGCAUGCGGGUGACCUUCAACUGGAACAGCGUGGUGACCGUCACCCUCCCCAACACCUACCAAGGUGCCGUCUGUGGCCUCUGUGGCAACUACAACCAGAACCCUAGCGACGAUGGAACACAGCGCGAUGGGAAGGCAGCAGCGAGCGGGUCCCAGCUUGGGGAGAGCUGGAGGGUGGACGUGGUCCCUGGAUGCACCUCCGGCUGCACAGGGCCCGAGUGCAAGGACUGCUCCGCCUCCCAAAUCGACGCCUACCGGGCCCAACGCUACUGCGGAAUCAUCGCCGACAAGACUGGGCCCUUCCGUGACUGCCACGCUCGAGUGGACCCCGCCCCUUACCUGGAGGACUGCGCGUUCGACGCCUGCCAUUUUGAGGAACGCGAUGAUGUUAUCUGCGAGGCUGUUGCUGCUUACGUGUCCGCCUGUCAGAAUGAGGGUGUGGCCAUCCAGUCCUGGAGGAGUAGCUCUUUCUGCCCGGUCUCCUGCCCCAAAAACAGCCACUACGAGCUCUGUUCCUCGGGCUGCCCCGCCACCUGCGCCAUCAUGUCCGCGGCCGCCCGCUGCCACCUGCCCUGCCAGGAGGGCUGCCAGUGCGACGAGGGGCACCUGCUGAGCGGGGAUGCCUGUGUUCCCGUGGCCGAGUGCGGCUGCUCCUAUGGCGGGCGCUACUACAAGCAGCGUGCGGUGUUCUACACCGACAAGUGCCAGGAGCAGUGCAAGUGCGGAGAGAACGGCGCCGUCGAGUGCCAGACGUUCAAGUGCGGCCCCGGGGAGGCCUGCAAGGUGGUGGGCGGAGUCAACGGGUGCUAUCCAGUGGGUGGGAGAAAGUGCGUGGCCUCCGGUGACCCUCACUACGUCUCCUUGGACGGGCGGCACUUCGACUUCCAGGGCGCAUGCGCCUACACUCUGACCAAGGUGUGUGACAAGAGCGACAAGCAGCUGGUCUCCUUCGCUGUGGACCAGAGCACCGAGAAACGUGCCAAUGGAAGGGUGUCCGUCACCAAGGCGGUGGCCGUGGCGGUCUACGGCUACGUCAUCACCAUUGAGCACGGCGUGCGAACGAAAGUGAUUGUCAAUAACACGAAGAAGAGCCUGCCACUGUCUCUGGACGAGGGCCGCAUCACCGUGAACAAGGACCGCAGCAACAUCAUUGUGAGCACGGACUUUGGUCUGCGGGUGCUGUACAACGCCAUGUACUAUGUGGAGGUGGUGGUGCCCUCCGCCUACGAAGGAAAGAUGUGCGGCCUGUGCGGCAACUACAACGACGACCACAUGGACGACUUCCUGUUGCCGAGCGGCGAGGAGACGGGCGACGUGGACGAUUUUGGCAAUGCCUGGACCAUUUCAUCUGACGAUAAACCUGAAUGCAGUCAAGCUGGAAAAAAGGGCAAGUGAGACCAACAUGGAUAACCCGGCUUUCAGAACCACCCACAUCUGACAUCACCGACUAAGCCGCCUCCCCUUUAUAAUAUUGCUUUCCUAAUUAAUUUUUUCUUGCAAAGCAGUAGCCUUGUCACCUUUUCAGUCUAUUUUGGUCCCCC